GACUUUAAGUGAAGCGGAACUCAAAGGUGGCUAAACUCUCCGUGCAUAUGGAGACGAGUCUGGCAUCAGCGCCUCGCUCAGUGAAACGGUGGCAGCUGCGCGGGACGGACUCUGAGCCGCAGCAGGCCGGCGACCUCCGGACCGAAACCCGCUUCAGCAGCUGGACUCCCCUCAGUAAUAAGCGGAGCAACCUGCAGUUAUUUGAGGAGAGGGUGAAUCUUGUGUUGCACUGGUUUGAUCUGUGGACGGACAGACAGAGGAAACACCUGCUGCAUUGUCUGCUCUCUAGCUGCACCAAGUCACAGCUCAAGUACUGUCGGGAUGUGUUGAUUGAGACGGUUCCGGUGACUAAAGCGGACUUCACGGCGGUGCUGCCUCGGUUUCUCUCCCUGUAUGUGAUGUCAUUUCUGUCCCCCCGUGACCUCUGCAAAGCUGCCCAAGUCAGCUGGCACUGGAGGGUUCUAGCUGAUCAGGACUGUCUGUGGGCAGGCCGGUGCAUCAGAAGAGGCUGGUUCCUUCCUUACAUUCCUGGAGAAAAAGAGUUUGGUGCAUGGAAAAACCACUAUGGCUCCUGUGUCUCUACAUUGGACUGGCUCACUCCACGGGAGGCAGCAGAGAUGUAUGGGAACCUCAAUCAGCAGUGUCCGGGAAUGACAGAGGAAGAGGAAGAGAGGAGGAAGGAGAGGAGGCUCAGGCAGAAAAUCAGAGAGAAGCUUCAGGAGGAGAAGAGACUAUCUGUGAGUACCAGGAGAGCCUGGAGCUGCUACACAAAGCCAGAAAUAGCCAGAGGUGGAAGUACCCAAAAAGGGAGGCCCAGCUCUGGCAUAACAUUCAUCCCUCAGCCCUCCCUCUCCUGGCCUCCCAGGAGCGCUGGUUCUCCCAGCCUCUCUCUCAGCCUGGAAAGAGGACAGUGCACCAUGAGUGUGCCUCAGGACUGGGAGAGAGUCCAGGCCUCUGGUAUUAGCAGCAAAACACAGACCAAAGCCAGAGGAGCGCUGUCCUCCUUCACCUACAGACCUGCACUGACUCACACAGUCUCUCCCCUUCAUCCAACCACUCCCGCCCUGUUACUGCUCAUCUCCAACAGAAUUCCUGCUUAUGAGCUGGUGUUGAGCGGAGUGAAGGCUGAUGUGAUUGUGGUUGUGUAUGACCACAGAGGGACUCUCUCAUCUCUGCUAAACCAGGUGGAGAGGGCCAUUCCUGGGCAGUCAGUUCAGAGGCUUGGCCUGCUAGCUUGUGGAGGAACAGAGGAAAUUCACCUGCUUCACAGCAGUAGCCUAUCAGAGAAGACUCUGCUGACCCCUGAUCAUAGGGAAUUCUGGGAAAAAUUGUGCGGCAUGGUGGCUCCAACUGAAGAAGGAGGAGGGAUUGACAUAUUCUGCCCGCUUGCUGCAUCUGCAUCAGGAGUGGCUCUCAUCCGGACUCUCUCCACUCUGACUGGUCUGGAGAUUCGGGCGCGUGGUCUGGCGACCGGGAGUUUCCAGAACAUCCUCAGCGAGUGGUCUGCUGGCAGUGUGCAUACUGGACUUUCAGAUCACCAGACAGCAGCCCCAGCGCUGCAGUAUGUGUGUGAGGCUGUACUGCAGGGCUGGUGCACACAGGCUCAGUGGAUGGAGGAGGCUAUGGUGGAGCUGAGGAGCACCUUGGGGCCACAGCUACAGUGGGCCAGCAUCCAGGCUAGGGGCCGGGCUCUGGGCUAUUUUCUGUGGGAGAAAAUCCACCUUGAUGAGCUUUGCGUGUCCAGAGAUCUCAGUGAGGCUCUGACUGAAGGACUCACUGCUCUCACCACACAGGAAGAGACCCGUCCUGUGGAGUUUCUUUCCAUCUUUCUGAAAAAAUGGAAUGUAGGGAAGGAGGGACAAGAGGGCGACGGACAGGACAGCAGCGGAGCUGAUGAUGGUUCACAGGCAUGCUUUAACAUAGUACCUGAUCUACCACAGACACCGCUCGAUUGGAGAGGUGUCGUUGCAAGAGAGCUGCACCACAGCGAGUGUCUUUAUCUGGGAAAACUGAACGCUGUGCUGAAGGUGUACAAGGAGCCUCUGACAGCAGCUCUGAACUCCAACAGAGCCAUUCUGAGCUAUGCUGACAUCCACAUUGUCCUCAGUCCUGUUGCACAAAUACUGGAGCUCAACAGGGUGUUUCAGGCUGAUUUACAGGCCCGGCUGCAGCAGUGGGGCGCAGAGAAAUGUAUUGGAGAUGUUUUUGUAAAGCUCUGCUCGGAACUCAGAGUAUACGCAAACUACCUGAACAACUACACCACUGCCAUCCACACCAUUGAUAAGUGCAGGGAGAGUAAGCCAUCAUUUCGGGCCUUCUUGAAGAGAUCAGACAGAACUCUUGCAACUCACAUGCUGAGCCUGCAAGAGCUGCUGCUGUGUCCGGUGUGGAGGAUGCAGGAGUAUGUGACUCUGCUUCAAGCUCUUUCCUUACACACACACUCCGGUCACCACCACGCACACCUCCGCUCUGCCCUCAGCACACUGCUACAGUUCAGAGAGUUCAUACACAAGUUAAGGCGCAGCUCCGAGGCAGACAGACUGAUAAAGGAAACACAGCAAAAGAUUCAAGGCUGUCCGAACCUCAGUGAAGGAAACAGGCAGCUGAUAAUGACUCAGGAUGCUGCUUUGCUCAGGAGCCCUGAUGAGCAGAUCCCAGAUUCUCUCAAGACCUAUGAGCACGUGUCCGAUGUGGGCCUCUUCCUGUUCAGUGACGCUCUGGUGUUGACUCUGCAAAAUGUGCAGCACACACCUUUCACACUGGCUCGCCAGAGCACGCACACAUUUCUGGCCUCUGUGGCUCUCCGCAGCCUGUCUGUCAGAGAGAUCACGCAUACGCGCUAUGUGAGCCACGCCUUUGUCCUGGAGGGUCCGUACCGCUCCUGGGUUUGCGCCACAGAGGGAGGCGAAGAGAGAGACCGCUUCCUGUCGGUGCUGCAUUCAGCGAUGAGUCUGCUCUGGUUGGGGCAUUGGUGACAGGGAGGUUUGGAAAAUAACUGAUGGACAUUUUUUAUGUCAAAACUGUAAAACUUAUGAAGAAAGUCUACUUUAAAGUUGUAAUUUAGUGUAAACAUGUAGACUUUCUGCCGGUGUUUAAAUGAUGCUAUUUUACCAUGUAUGCAUUUCUGGAGAUACAUAGUUCUAUAAUAUGGAUUAUUAGGAAUCUCAUUUCUGUCUCAUCAUUUUGUCUAAUGCUGCUUUUAUGAACUGAAAAAUACUACAUGUCUUAGUACAUAUUUCUACACAUACAGCUUCAUAACAUCCUUUUACUGCAUGUGGCCACAUGCAGACUCAGUCUUAAUUAUUGGGUGCACGUUCAUGCAGCGCUCAACUGAGCAGAGAGGUGCUACAUGAGUAUCAGUCCAUUUACAAUUUAUACCGGCUGAUAAAUGAAAAUUGAAAAAGUAAAGAGUGAUGGGAGAAACUCCCUUUAACCCUGUUAUGAGUUUUGAAGUUGCACAGUUUGUCCAGCAGAGGGCACUUUGCAACUUUUCUUUUGGCAAAUCUUCACAAACACGACGGCUGCUCGAGUGCAGCGUAAACGUGAUGUGGCAAUAAAGAAAAAAGUUUAUUUUUAA
Archocentrus centrarchus (flier cichlid) is the source of this 3577-nucleotide messenger RNA. RefSeq names its product epithelial cell transforming 2 like (gene ect2l). Lineage: Eukaryota; Metazoa; Chordata; Actinopteri; Cichliformes; Cichlidae. Gene Ontology annotation, molecular function: guanyl-nucleotide exchange factor activity; protein binding. The record is from RefSeq and is a predicted model, not a curated record.